Molecule: messenger RNA, 448 nt
Organism: Drosophila arizonae
Lineage: Eukaryota; Metazoa; Arthropoda; Insecta; Diptera; Drosophilidae
Gene: Ggamma1
Product: guanine nucleotide-binding protein subunit gamma-1
Biological process (GO): G protein-coupled receptor signaling pathway
Cellular component (GO): heterotrimeric G-protein complex
Molecular function (GO): G-protein beta-subunit binding
Source: RefSeq, a predicted model, not a curated record
CUUCAUGUUUCAUUGGUUUGGGUGUGUAUCUUUUUGUUCGAGUCAAACGAACUUGGACCUAUUUUUCGGAAACUGAAAAAAAGUUUGACAUAAAGCUGGCCUAUCCGAGACAGCCGUGAUGGACGUAAUGUCAUCUUCCCUACAACAGCAGCGCAUUGUCGUUGAACAGCUACGCCGGGAAGCUGCGAUCGAUAGGCAGUCCGUGUCGGUAUCGUGCGAUAAAAUGAAGAAGUAUAUAUCGGAGCACGAGCAGGAGGAUUAUCUGUUGACUGGCUUCACCAGUCAAAAGGUAAACCCAUUCCGUGAGAAGUCGUCGUGCACUGCUCUUUAAGCAGGUUUUUAUGGAUGGAUCGAUGGAUGAUAUAUGUAUUUCGUUUUUAAGUUCUUUAUAAAACACAAGCACCCAAAUUAAAUCAGAUAAAUAAACUUGAACAAUAACAAAAGUCGA